GACAGAAAACCUCAAUUUGUGCAUAUUCAUCUAUCGACAGCCGCGUUGGACUCGGUCCAACCGUAACACCGUUGUCAUGUCGACCGUGAAACACUAGCUAACCUACACCUUCAUAGGGCUGCCGGUGUGAAACCAUAAAUUAGGGUCAAAUUAAGACUGUCCAGUUCCAGACCGACCACAGAGCUGGCCUUCCUUACCAGCUUGUUAGGUCUCACCAGCCUUGAUGCCACCAACCCAGCACGCCACUGUAGAACAGAGAACAGAGCACUGGCUAUUAAUGACUGGUAGAAGAUCUGCAGGUUUGAUGCUAAUAGCUACUUCUGUCCUUUUAUGAUGUCCUUGUACACCAGUUAAGGUACCCCAGACUCAGAAAUGGAAGCACCUUGCAAAACAGAGACAUCCAGAAAGAAAACUUCUACUUUUGAGCUGCCCAGUGUAGCACAGCUUCCAGAGAGCACCAACUGCCUGGCGUGCUCAGAAGACGGCAGGUACCUCAGUCUGGGUCACUCCCAGGGCUUGUCUGUGUGGUGUGCAUCUUCUCUCAUCUGUCUUGCAGAGCGGCUGCAGGACAGCUUGGAAAUCACAUCUACUCAAAUGACCAGAAUGGCUGAGAAUACCUAUCUGCUUGGCACUGUUGAUGAUAUGGGUGUUGCCAGAGUCUUUGCAUAUCACUGUGAAGGCAUUCACCUCCUCUGUGUUAUUAACACCAUGGAGAAUAUCAACAAAAGGAGCAUUUGCUUGACCUUUGAACUAUCUGAGGGGGGAGAUUAUGGAGCUGCAUCAAUCAGCUGCAACGGCGUUCUUUGGCUCGAGGUCUAUCAUUUCCCCGCAGAAGCAUGGCUGAAGGAAUUGGAAUUGGCACUAUCACAAAAACAGGACCCAAACUUCUCUGGAGAUGUGGAUGUGAAAUGGUCUCCAGUCGCAGUCAAGAUAAAAAUCAAGCCACCCAAAAUACCAGCGGGGCUUGAGGUCUUGCAGAUGGCAGACUUUUUGACACACAGUUUGGCUCUGGACAGAGACACCAGCAGCUGUCACCAAUGGGAGGAACUUGGGUGUUUCAAUACAGAUGCAGGAAAAACAAUUGAAAGCCCAAGACGUUGCACCCACCACUUUCUUCUGCCUUGUGGUCAGUUUCCUGGUGAAAGUAAAGCAAAGUCUCAGCCAGCAGGAUUGCCUGUUGCUGUCUGUGUGUGGUGGAGUGGUAGCCAUAAUCUUCUUCAGUAUUUGCUGAAAAAAACACCUAAGAACAAACCAGAUGUGGAACCCAUGCCAGAUGUGUUGUGGCCAAAUGAACAGGAAAUCCUCUGCUCUGCUGUUAGUAGAUGCACCCAUUACAUAGCUCUUGGGCUCGAUGGCGCUUUGGUGUGUGUCUGGGACAGACAAUCUGGCUCUCCAUUGUGUGUUGUCUUAGUGUCAGCAGCAGACAGUGCCUUCUUCAGAAUGCAGUUUGUGGAUUAUUGGCCUGUGUCUGCUAAUGAUUCCCAGACUUUUACUGCAGCAAAAGUCCAUCUUUUGGUGCUGUGUAAAAGUGGAGCAAUUCAUACAGUAACCACAGGGCGAGGGACACAAUCCUGCACAAUGCAGCUGACUGAAAGGCCAAAAGACAGCAAGGACCUCCCAACUGUCACUAUAUCAGUGCCUUUCCUGCAGAGCUUGUCGCUUGUGGUGCAAAGAAAUGGAAAAAUGUUCCUCCAAGAUGUCAUCAACAAAACCACUGUGUGCUUCUUGAUUCCUCCCACAACUCAUGUGAUUGCUACUCCCUGCACUCCUGUUUAUGCUCUGAACACCAGACAGCAAACUCUGUUCAUAAAAGGUGACAAGGACCCCAGCUGCGGUGCUUCUUCUAAAGACAGAAGCCAGAGUCAACUUUUCAUCUUCUGUUUCGGAGAGUCUGACAUCAUUAAGGAGUACAAUGUUUCACAAACAAAAACAAAACAAAAAACAUGGAGCUGUGUCACUUUCGAGGAAACCUGCAAUUUCUACCUUCAGCAAAGAGCACUGUCUGUGGAUGAAAGGAACAAAGCAAUAAUGGAGACCUGGAAGCAGCUGCAGGAUACUGCAGUGAUGGUACAACAUAGACACAGCAGAGCUGCAGCCAGCUGAAGAACUGCAACAGAUUAAUUUCGGUACUUUUGUAUGUGUGCAUGUACAUUUUAAUUUAUAGCACCUUUACUGCUCUGCUCUCCUUGACACAGAUUAUUACACACAGAUGUAAUUUGCCAUGUGAAAUUGCAGCAAUUAGCGCAAUAUAGUGUAUAUGUUUUUUUUUUCCUUUUUGUUAAGUGAAUGGAUGCUGUUUAAACUAUGCAUUCCAGACUUGACAUCCCUUUCGCACCUAAUAAAGAUUAUAUACUGAGCAGUAAAUAAAGAAACAUUGCAAAUAA
Molecule: messenger RNA, 2384 nt
Organism: Micropterus dolomieu (smallmouth bass)
Lineage: Eukaryota; Metazoa; Chordata; Actinopteri; Centrarchiformes; Centrarchidae
Gene: wdr93
Product: WD repeat domain 93
Exons: 17
Coding region: 373-2103 (576 amino acids)
Biological process (GO): electron transport chain
Molecular function (GO): protein binding
Source: RefSeq, a predicted model, not a curated record